Molecule: messenger RNA, 1788 nt
Organism: Babesia bigemina
Lineage: Eukaryota; Apicomplexa; Aconoidasida; Piroplasmida; Babesiidae
Product: apical membrane antigen 1, putative
Exons: 1
Coding region: 1-1788 (595 amino acids)
Cellular component (GO): membrane
Source: RefSeq, a predicted model, not a curated record
AUGCAGUGCAUAUUGAAUAGGAUUACGCUACUGGCUACGCCAGUUAUUUUCUUUCUUUGGCUAUCCACGGAGAUUUCGCCUGCAGGAUGCGCCUUCGUGACCUUCCAGAACGAGCCCACGUCCACGAGAGGCACCAGGAGGUCUUCCCGUUCGUCGCGCAAUCAACAGGCGACUUCGAGUACUUCGCAAGCUGGAGCUGGUGAGGCUACAGAGCGCACGGGGGGCAGAGCUGCGGGCUCCAAGCUUAUCCCGCAAACGCCAUGGACCAGGUACAUGAUCAAGUACGACAUCGCUCGCUGCCACGGAUCCGGUAUUUUCGUCGACAUCGGAGGAUACGAGGCUGUUGGAAACAAGUAUUAUCGUAUGCCCACAGGAAAAUGCCCCGUUAUGGGUAAGGUCAUCAACCUUGCGAGCGGUGCGGACUUCCUCGAACCGAUUUCUGCCGACAACCCUCGCUACAGGGGUCUGGCGUUCCCCGAGACUGUGAUCAAGCACACUGGAGCUUCGGCAGGUGCUCUUACAAACGCAGGCAGCAUCCACGGUAAUUUGUCGCCAGUAUCAGCCGCCGACCUCCGUAAGUGGGGUUACAAGGGAAACGCCGUUACUAACUGCGCCGAAUACGCCAGCAACAUCGUGCCCGGUUCCGACCAGAGGACCAAGUACAGGUACCCCUUCGUCUACGAUGGAAAGGAGGAGAUGUGUUACAUCCUGUACUCUCCGAUGCAGUACAACCAGGGAACCAGGUACUGUGACGAGGACGGAUCAGCGAAGGAAGGACCUAGCUCGUUGCUCUGUAUGAAACCGUACAAAAGCGAGGCCGAUGCGCACCUGUACUACGGAUCAGCGCGCAUUGACCCGAAGUGGGAUCAGAACUGCCCUAUGAAGCCCAUAAAGGACGCCAUUUUCGGUACGUGGGUUUCCGGCGCCUGUGUUGCACUCGAAUCUGCUUUUGAGGAGUAUGUCGACAGCGCUGAGGAAUGUGCUGCGAUCCUGUUCGAAAAUUCAGCUGCGGAUGUUGACAUUGACAUCGACUCGGAGAGGUACAAUGAAAUCAGCGAGCUCUACAAUGGUCUCAAGAACCUUCAUCUUCAGCAGAUCGCAUUCUCGCUGUUUGCCCCUAUGGCGAAAUCAGCCGCUUCCGCCACGCUGUCCAAGGGUGUCGGUAUGAACUGGGCGAACUACGAGUCCGCAACAGGUGUUUGCCGUAUCCUGAACACAACGCCUACCUGCCUCAUCAUCAACGCCGGCAGCCUGGCCAUGACCGCCCUCGGUUCCCCGUUGGAGUCGGACGCCAUUAACUACCCGUGCCACAUCGACACCCUUGGUUACGUCGAGCCGCGCAAGAGGGACAGUAGGGAAGAUGGCGACAGGAACUCCGGUAUCACCACCGCUCUCAACAUGCAAACUUUGAAGUGCACGAAAUACGUCCACUCGAAGUAUUCUGAAAGCUGUGGCACGUACUACUACUGCUCCGAGGAGAAAUCCGGCUACCUCAGCAGGCUGUACCAGUUCAUGUGCUCGCACAACGUGAAGAAGGCUGCGGUUAUUUCCACGGCGCUCGUGUUGCUUUGCUUGGCCAUCUACUGGAUUUACCAGAGGCUCUGGAGCACGAAGAAGGGUCGUCAGCACGAUGAUUACGACCGCCUUAUGAGCAAGUACGAGUAUGACGAUGUAUCGCAUGACAAUAUCGAGCCGGAGCACCAACUGAGAACAGACGCGUACAUCUGGGGAGAGGCUGCCGCCAGACCCAGUGACAUAACGCCAGUACACCUGACUAAGCUCAACUGA